GGUCAACAAAAUUUUAAGGUUAAAUCGACUUGUCCGUUUGUUAUUUAUCCAGUUCCCCGCACAAUUGUGUUCAUAAUCCUCGAUACAUGAAGUUUUAGGGGAGUAUACCAAUAAUAAAGUAUUGUUAAAGGUCAGGGGAGGCAUUCCGAGGAUUAAAACAAAUCGGGGGAAUUUUAUUCCUGUGAUUUCUGAGGUGUCGAGGUAGUAUGACAAGUGGAGAGUAGAUUUGGGGUUAUUUGCGGUGGACUUUUGGUGUUGAGGGCGGUAUCGAGGAGAGUCAUCAUCAUGGCACAGCAGAAAAAUUUCCAGGAAGAGGUUGUCAAGGAGAUCAGGACACUGCUGUGGGGAAAUUGCCCCAAAGAUGAUGUUUUUCAGAGAUGGGCACAAGGUUUUCAAUUCUCCCAGGACGAGCCAACCGCCCUUGUUCAGGUGGAGGGAGGACCCUGUGCAGUUAUAGCACCUGUUCAGGCCUUCAUUCUCAAGGAUCUGUUGCUGGAGGGGCCUCUAGACACGUGGAAAAAUAUAACGACUGAGAAACAGAAUCGUCUGCUCGUCAGAGCUGCCACCGAGAUCAUCGGACAGGCAGCAGAUCCUAUCAAUCAAUCCUACUCUCUGAUUUAUCUUGAUAAUGAUAAUGGGGACAACCCAAUGGUUAAUGGAGAGGUAUCGACUGAGGAGGCACAACCCUUUAACGCAGAUUAUUUCCACUCUCGCCUCAGGAUAUCCGCAGUAGUUUCCCUCGACGAAGUGAAAAAAUACUUGUCCCAGAGGAUAGAGAGCCUCAAGGAGCCGUUCGGGGUGUUACUCCUGCUUUAUACUGUCGUUUGUACCAAAGGAAUCAAUGGGAUGAAGGGUGAAAUGUCAGAUCCCACUGAACCAGUGAUUGAUUCGAUUUAUGGGUAUGGCAGUCAGAGUCUCAUCAAUCUGAUGCUCACAGGAAGGGCUGUCAGUUAUGUCUGGGAUCAUGAUCAAGAUAUUGGAGGACUACAAUUACGAGGGAUUGACAAGCAAAAUACGGUGGGUUUUCUGGCCCUCCUGGAGCACCUCCGCUACUGCGAAGUUGGAGCAUUCCUCAAAUCCCCGUCCCACCCAGUCUGGGUGCUGGGAUCUGAGACACACCUCACAGUUCUGUUCUCAUCGGACCGAAGGCUUGUGAGCCCUGAGACACUAGCAGAGUACGCCAGGAGAGUCUUCAAGAAGUACGACCCUGAGGGGAAUAAUUUCAUACCCGCUAAUCUACUCCAGGACGUUCUGGCUGACCUAGAACUCGUUGCUGAUGACGAAUAUGUUGACAUAAUGAAGAAAAAACUGGACAAUGAGUCCCUUGGGAUUAUCCUCCUUGCCUCGUUCAUGGACGAAUUUUUCCCUGAAGAGCCUCGCACGUGUCCAGACACCUUCACACUCUAUCACUACAAUGGUUUACCUCGUUCAAACCCAGAUAAUCGUGUACGUUACCACACUGGCGAUGCUGUACUCCUCGAGUGCACAGUGAAGUGCAUUCUGGACAGCAAUCCCAUGCUCACAGUCCUCCAGACCAAGUGGCCGAGCAUCGAGGUCCAGUGGGACAUCGGUAGAACACCAAGUCUUAAUUAAUUCGAUUAAUCCAGGAGGUUUCAUCUUUUUUUUUGUUCGUUUGACUGAUUCAAUUUGUUUUUACAUAUCCUGAUAUGUGUCAUUGUCUCGGAAAUCGAUGGAUUAAGAUGAAAAAAAUAUUGAUGAUUUCUUGUGGGAAUUUUAAUCUUCAUUUUUAUUCUCUUAUCCAUCCUUUUCUGAGAUAAUUGACGAAAACUUAUCGAUUUCGUGUAUAUGACGUUCAAUUGAUUUCAAUAUUACCUCAGUACCGAGGAUUCCAAUUGGGGAACGUGUUGAAUAUCUUUUAAUUGGAAAUCUAUUUUCUCCGGAAAGUUUCUCCACAUUUUUUUGACAAAACCGAGUGUUUACUGGAUAUUAACGAAAAUCUUGCAUAAAUCAAAUUGCAUAAAUCGAAUUGAGGAAUGUUUUCUUCACUCGGUGGACUGGAGGAUAUUUUUUGAAAAUUAAAAAAUCACGCAUCGAAAUUGCAAUAAUUCAUGGACAAUUGAAUAUUCAGUGGAACAGAAAAUAAACAGUUCUACUCCCUGAUUAAUUCACGAAAAGACACAUUUAAGAAUUUUACUUUCGCUGAGAACGAUAGAAAAAAAUCGAUGGAAAAUAAUGAACUGUGAAUAUCGUCGAAUGCUUAAUUGCAUAGAUUUAUUAAAUUAAUAAAUUAAUUAAUACAUACAUGAUAAAUAUACAUAUAGUACAUAAAGAAUAGAAAAAAUAUGAAAGGGAGCCUUCGUAAUUGAUAAUUAUCGUUAAGUAAAUGAUCAAUUAUUCACUGAAUUAUUUAAAUAAUACGAGAACAUGCUAUUCCAUGUUUUGAACCAGUGUCGGAUCGUAGCUUUCAAGGAUCAAACUCUCCUCGUAGUUUAUUUAUUCAACUCUCGUGUACAUUUUCUUUAUUUUCAUAUAUCGAGGUAUUAACUGAUCACCAUUUUGGUUUAAUUAUUUGAACAUUCAGUGCUUAAUUCAGUAGUUAGUGGGUCUAUUGCACAUUCAGAGGAUGAAGACGAGAUUAAUCUCGUAUUUUGUUAAUUGUUUUUGGAAUUGUCAUGAUGAGAAAGUUAUUAAAACUAGUUUAAUAUCAA
Messenger RNA from Fopius arisanus, 2669 nucleotides. Its product is annotated as protein FAM188A homolog. Gene Ontology annotation, biological process: protein K48-linked deubiquitination. The record is from RefSeq and is a predicted model, not a curated record. Lineage: Eukaryota; Metazoa; Arthropoda; Insecta; Hymenoptera; Braconidae. The coding region runs from base 286 to 1593 and encodes 435 amino acids. Gene Ontology annotation, molecular function: K48-linked deubiquitinase activity; cysteine-type deubiquitinase activity. The transcript has 5 exons.